AAGGAGAUUUGGCGGGAAAGGAAAUACGAGAGCGAGAGAGAGAGAGAGAGGAAGAGAUGAGCUCGUCGGCGUUGGAAGCCGAAGCGCCGGAUCUAGUUUGCCAGCUGGACAACGUCCAAGGCAUGGUCGACGCACUCUCCGCCGUUAGAUGGAAACGCCAUCAGGAUGCAGUGGUGGAAUUAUCAGAACACGGCGUCGUUUUGAUCGUGGAGGAUACCGGUUGCCUUCAAGCCAAAGUUUAUCUUCAACGCGAGCUAUUCAUUCGCUAUGAAUAUAAUGCUGAAGGGCGACCGCGGUUUGGAGUGAGCUUGGGGCUCUUUGUCGACUGUUUGAAUACGUUUUCUUUGCCUGGACGUUCAAGUAUGAUUGAGAUUCAAUACCCAGGGCCUGAUAUGCAGCUCCUUGUCAAGUCUGUUGAUUCACUCGAUGCUUGUAUUUAUGCGGAAAUUAGGACAAGAAUCCCAGAUACAAUUUCAUGGGACUACAACUUUGAACCUGCAGGAAGCACACCACUUACUUUUACCGUGAAGUCUGCAGCGCUAAAGGAAGCAAUUGAUGACCUAGAAUGGCCAGGGUCUAGCAUCCAGAUCCUUCUACAGCCAGUCCCCCCUUGUGUUACAUUUAAAGGAGAAGGCCAUGGAGACUUGCAGAUAGACUUCAUGUAUCAUGUGAACACUGAUCUUUUAAUUGCAUUUCACUGUGAUCGCCAAGUCUCCUAUAGGUAUAAAUACAAAUUUCUCCACGCAACAACUUCAAACCUACCCAGUAGUGUUAUUAAAGAUAACAGAGGAAGUAAAUUGACUAUUGGGAGAGGAGGAAUGCUGAAAGUUCAGCACCUAGUUUCAGUAGCAAAACUGGCUAUUUCACAUCCACAAAUUGAUUCUGCCAGGCAUCAGCAGCCUAGUCGAAUUGCUUAUAUUGAGUUCUUUGUGAAGCCUGAGGUAGAUGAAGACACCAUAAAUAAUUCAUAGCACUUUCCUGAAUUCGAAUUUAGAGCUGUGAGUUAUCUAGCAUGUUCCAAGCAGCGCAUGUCAAUAUGCUUUGCAAUGCUGACUGUUUGAUGUUAUUAAUGUAUGAUAAGGUAAAAAAUGGUUCUAAAGUUUCUAA
Theobroma umbraticum is the source of this 1107-nucleotide messenger RNA. RefSeq names its product PCNA domain-containing protein. The record is from RefSeq and is a predicted model, not a curated record. Gene Ontology annotation, cellular component: checkpoint clamp complex. Lineage: Eukaryota; Viridiplantae; Streptophyta; Magnoliopsida; Malvales; Malvaceae. Gene Ontology annotation, biological process: DNA repair; DNA damage checkpoint signaling.